UGUCACGGGUAGCUUCCUGUUGGGAGGCGCGGACGCCUAGCAGGGAGGAGGAGAGAGCUUAAUAGCAGCCGAGACAGAGCGCAGCACAGGGAAAGGGGCAGGCUUCGCCCCGCCGCAGCUAACUUUCCGUCAUGGCGCCCCGCCGAUCUUUCUCGGGGUCCGUGCUGCUGCUGGUCCUCGUCGCGGCUGUCGGGCACGUCGCUCCGGGAGCGGCCGUGGAGCCAGGCGGUUGUCAACAAUAUACAAAUAAAACUUGUGAGGAAUGUCUGAAAAAUGUCACAUGUUUAUGGUGCAGCAGUACCAAAAAAUGCAUGCAAUAUCCUGUUCGGAAUAUUCUGCCUCCCAGUUCACUUUGCGAGUUGAGUUCAGCACGCUGGGGUGUUUGCUGGGUGAAUUUUGAAGCUCUGAUUAUUGCCAUGUCCGUGGUGGGAGGACUAAUCCUCAUAACGCUUUUCAUUUGUUGCUGUUGCUGCUGCAGGAAGAAGAAGAACAGAAAGCCUGAUAAAGAAGAUGAAAAAGCUGCCAGGGAGAGAGAGCAAAGAAGAAUAAGACAGGAGGAGAGGAGAGCAGAGAUGAAAUCUAGGCAUGAUGAAAUCCGGAAAAAAUAUGGUUUGUUUAAAGAAGAGAAUCCAUAUACCAAAUUUGAAAACAACUAAGAUUUUUUUGAGAUCCAAAAUAACCUCUUGCAAUGCUGUCUAUUGAAUGUGCAGUACAGCUGCUAAAAGAUCCUGUAAUUUUAGAUGCCUUAAUUGCAAAUGGAAACACAGUCUUUAAUGUAAGACAAAGCCAACUGUAACUGCUAUAGUCCGUAAAUAAACAGAUGAACAGAUGCCAAUAUACCUCUGAAUAUCUGGAUGCCUCCUCAGGCUGCAAAAUACUAUACUUUUGUUCUCUGUUUGAUGGGUGCCUAUGUCAAUAUGGCAUCUCACUUGUUUUGCAUAACUUUUGUUUGCUAGUCAAGUCUUGAACAAACUCUUUCAUCAAGUGGGGAAAGGACAGUACACAUUCUGUCUUUAGUCUUUUCUGUGAGCAAAAAUUUGUAGCUUUUUUAAAGUAAGGGUGAGAGUAAGAUAAGGUUUCUUGUGUCCUUCUUGGUUACUUGGAAAAAUAAUAGCUGAGUACGUUGUAUAAGAGGAACUUAAGCCUUAAGUAAAUUGUGCCACUAGCAACAAGUGCCUAAAUAGUUCUAGAAAACAUUUUAUUUGCAACACAGGUGUUUUUAUCAUGAUUUGCAACACAGGUGUUUUUACCAUGAAAUGUGAAGGUUUGCACUUUUAUAUGCUGACAUUUUUCCUGUGCUGAUUGUAUGGGGUUGUUCUUGUAUCAUUCUUACGUAGUAUCAUAUGAAGUUUAUACUGGUGUUUGUUAGAUGGCUGUUUGUUUCAGUACUUCUGAAACUCCAAUUGAACUACUCUAUAAGGCUUGUAAUAGGAAAUUACCAAUUCCUCAUCGGAUCAGAAGCAAUGUAUAAUCUUGGAAAGAAUGUCUCUUGUAACCAAAUAAGCAGAAGAAUGAAAAGGCUUCUUUCUGAAUUAAAGAACAGCAAUAAACCAUGAGGUUGAUUUCUGCUGCCUGGAAUUAGUCCUGGUGAUAAAAUCUUUUGGCUAGAUGGGAGAGCCUGUUUUUCAGGCUGUUCCACAUCUGACUCAUUGAUUUUUUUUUCUAACAAGGCAGAUCAAAUCAUUUGGAAAAUCACUUUUCUAAUAUGUAAACUAGAAGAAUGGAUUGAAAAGACUAAUAUGAAAAAAAUGGAAGGGUGUUUGCUUUAAAAAGAUAUUUUCAUUAAACCAAAACAGUUGUUAAAGAAAUAUCUUGAAUACUGCAGCUUUCUGAGAAAUGAAUGAAACAGUACUAGGCCAUCUGUGCAGAAUUUAAUGAAGAAUGUGAAAUGGCACUGACACCAUUGUAACUUUUUCUUCAAUGAAAAGUGAAGGAUGGGAGAAGGUUUAAAUGUAAUAUUUCAUGCCCUUGUCCUCUUUUUAAAAGAAGGAUAUUACUCUGAGAUAUUGUUAAUACUCUGUUAUAAUCUUAAACUUCGUUUUGGUGUUGUCAGUGACACAAACACAUACAGUAUUUUUAAUCUAAUAUAUUUACUCUUCCAUUGAUUGCUUUAUAUAAAGUUCAUAGUAAACCCUGGAGAACUUUGCGGAGACCUGCCUAAAAUGUAUAUUACAUUCCAGAAAUAUAGGAUAUUGUAUCAUGAACACUUUCAUAUAACUCUUGUUAUGUUAAUAGUUAAAAUUCAACUAAUUAUUAGCUAUAAUGAAAUCUGUAAAUUAUUUGGCUAACAAAAAUAAACAAAUUUAAUAUCA
Molecule: messenger RNA, 2312 nt
Organism: Varanus komodoensis (Komodo dragon)
Lineage: Eukaryota; Metazoa; Chordata; Lepidosauria; Squamata; Varanidae
Gene: PTTG1IP
Product: PTTG1 interacting protein
Exons: 7
Coding region: 132-656 (174 amino acids)
Biological process (GO): protein import into nucleus
Cellular component (GO): cytoplasm; nucleus
Source: RefSeq, a predicted model, not a curated record